UCUGCAUCACAAGAGUUAUACACAGUUAUUCACACUCACUUGCUGAGAUGGAGAGAUCAAGAGUUACUGUGCUUUCAUAUGUACUGUUACUGUUCAGUCAGACAAUAAUCUAUGGAGAAGAAAUCGAGAUAAAGGUCAGACCAGGAGACAACAUAACUCUCUACUGUGACCGCCCUUUAACUAAUGGUUACAUCGUAUGGAUAAGAAACUGCUCUCAGGAAGAUCAUCCCUCUCUCAUAAUAGAUCACAACUUAAUGUACAAAACAACUUUCCCACAUUUAAGCUUUCUUCAAAACUCCAACAAUAAUUCUUUAGACCUUCAUAUAAGUAACAUUACAGUCUCUGAUCUGGGACUCUACUACUGUGCUGAAUUCAAGAGAGUAUCAGGAGUGCAAUAUCGUGGAAACCGAACAACACGUCUCUCUCUCGAUGUAACUUCAUGUUCUGGAGCCUUUAGCAGCACCGUCUCUCCUCCUCCUCCUGUAUCAGACUGUUUCCACCACUGGGUGCUGUUGGUCAGUGUUUGUGUUGUGUGUUUUCUCCUCUGCUUCAUCUGUGUCUACUGCCUCUGUCAGAAGAAAACUACAGGUUAUGAGAGUGCAAAGAUGUUCACAGUAAAUGUUAUAAAGAUGGAUCCGACAGAGAAACAUCAAUGUGAGAUGAGUAAGACUGGAAGGUUCUGCCAUCAUUCUGAAGUUACUUACAGACUCCUGCCAUCUGAACAUCACUAUGAAAAGAUGUGAAUCUCUCUGAUCAGUUUAUGUAAACUCAGAUUUCACCAAUAGAAACUGUUUACUGCACACUUUGUACUCAGCUAUCUCAGACCUUUCCCAGUUAUGUGAACCACAUUUAGGUACA
Molecule: messenger RNA, 858 nt
Organism: Paramisgurnus dabryanus
Lineage: Eukaryota; Metazoa; Chordata; Actinopteri; Cypriniformes; Cobitidae
Biological process (GO): response to bacterium
Source: RefSeq, a predicted model, not a curated record